Molecule: messenger RNA, 700 nt
Organism: Monopterus albus (swamp eel)
Lineage: Eukaryota; Metazoa; Chordata; Actinopteri; Synbranchiformes; Synbranchidae
Gene: tmem253
Product: transmembrane protein 253
Exons: 7
Coding region: 59-700 (213 amino acids)
Cellular component (GO): membrane
Source: RefSeq, a predicted model, not a curated record
AAUGACAGUCUGUUGAUAUGAGGGCCUGUGGAUAAAGCUUUACAACACCUGCAGGAAGAUGAGGCAGAACAUGUUCCAGGAGGGGCUCUACCAUGUGUUUUUUAAGGAGACACCCUCACCCCACCCACUGACCCAGGUUACCAAUCAAGUAGAGCUAAACAAUGCCAGGAUACAUCGUUGGUUUGGAGCUGUGGUUAAUACCAGACUCUUAGUCACUGGGGUGGUUCAAGUCCUCAGUGGCUUAGCUUGCAUAUUAACCACAGUCACCCAUGCAUGUGUGAGCUACAACUGUUCUGUCUCCAUGACAGCACCAGUGUGGUCAAGCCUGCUUUAUGUGGCCUCUGGUUUUCUGGCAAUGGAGGUUCAGAGGAAAGCUAAUAAAAUAAAGAUCAUCACCCUGAUGGGUCUGAACAUUUUCAGUCUGCUAUUUGGAUUUUCUGCUCUCCUGGCCAACAGCUUCUGGUCCACACAGCCUGUGAUACUUGCCACUAACCAACAGCGUGCUGGCUCAUAUGUUGCAAAGGGGAGCUCCAUAGCAUUUACUGUACAGUGUUCUCUGGCUUCAAUCUACAUACUUUUUCUGUCCUGGAGGGGCCUGCGUCGCUACAGUCCUCCCUACAUUCAGGCCUACAGCCGAGUCUCACAGGAUCCCGAUGAAACCAAUGGGCCGCUGCUGGAACAAGGGGAAUUUAGUCUGUAA